This is a messenger RNA of Peronospora matthiolae, 387 nucleotides long. The record is from the annotation of a GenBank genome assembly. Lineage: Eukaryota; Oomycota; Peronosporomycetes; Peronosporales; Peronosporaceae.
AUGAUUUCUGCUGUUAUUGCGCCCUCAGGUCUGUAUGAAUGGCUACGUAUGCCGUUCGGGUUGAACAACGUGCAGCAGAUAUACCAGCGUAUGGUGGAUAAUGCAUUGUACGGGUAUCUCACGAUCGGCGAACAGCGGAGAUCAAGUGGUCGCGAGGUGUCACAACCUGUCGAUGUGUUCACGCACGGCGAGCCAGACCCGCACCGAAAGCCUUCGGUGUUGGGGCGGAGGUCCUACAUUGAUGACAUUCUGAUCCCGGCGGCGUCCUGGACAUCCCUUCAUCAAAAGGUAAAUCGACUGUUGGAAUUCUGUGACCAGUGGAAUUUGUCAAUCAGUUUACCUAAGAGUGUGUGGGGACGAAGCAAGGAUAAGUAUCUCGGGCACUAG